GGCAGUGAGAAGAUAGUGCAACUCCGCACUCAGUGACUAGUGUAGGUUGCAGGGGCUGUCUAUAGGUCACUAUUUUUGACUCUCAGCUGUGGCAUAUCCGCCUGUUUCCACUUCUCAAGUGAUAUUUACCAGUUGCACCUGUGAAUGCUCCCUUGUUGUACUAUACCUAAAGGUUACACACUUAUUGCCGUGACACAGAUGGUUUUUUUGGAAUGGAAGUUACAUCAUUGUUUUCAAGUGAACUAGUUUAUACCUUUGAUAUUAGACUCCCCUAUUGCUGUUAAUUUCUUAAUAACCUGAAACAGUUGUUCUUCGGUGAGAGAAGAGGAGAACGCCAGGUAACGGUCCACGGCAUGGGAAAGAGCUGAAUUCAACUGUUACUGGCUGAAGUCAGAGAGGAUGACCUGGUAUUCUCUUCUCCCAGCGGAACUCACGGCCUUCGAGGGAUGGCUCAUUCGCUUUUUUAUCAUCCUUGGCACCUUGACCAUCGUUCCCUGGGCCUUCUUCAUUGUGUAUGAUAUCCUCCUGUAUAUAUGGCGCGCGACCACGUAUGAAAUUCCCGUUAUUGGAGGCCGGGCAAGAGGUCGACAUAGACCUGUUGUGCCCAGUCUGAGUGAGCGGCCAAGUGGAAGGCAGAGAGCGUUUAGUUUAACGGGUACGACGUCUGAUGGAGGGAAGGGGACACGGUUGGAUGAUCGCGGAAAUACUUCUGUUUCUUCUUUGGAGCUUUCGCUUUCGAGCGAGGGCAUGACCGAAAAUGAGGCUAGCCCUACUGGGAAUGGUAGCUGCAUCCAUUACGCGGGAGAAGUGAAGAAAAGGAAAACAGGCUAAUAAGCGCAGUGUUUUGAGAAUGGCCGCAAAGACACGGCACUCGGCACGAUGAUAUCAGUAUCCAGCCCGUGUAUCCCUUCUGAAAUGCCACGAGGACAAGCAAGGAUCGGGAUCUCUAAAUUUCAAACCGUUGUCCCUUCGAGCUGACCAUAUUGUCCCACACCAUCCCACAUCUUUCCAUCCCCUCUUCCGCAAACCUCACCAUAUGUUUGCGAUAUGCAGCCAGCCGAGACCUAGUUGCCUUGGUUCGUUACGAAUCCGGAAUUUCUAGAAGCUUAUGCGAUUCGAAAUGGGCCAUGUUUCCUCGGCAGACGUGGAUUACUAUUAAGUGCGCUUUCUCGCAGUCAGGAUCUUAAUUAUCAAGGCUAGAGAUUCUAUGGCUCCCUUUUACACGUAUUCUAACAAAUAUAGGAUAUUUUCUGAGUGUUCCUCUGCGUAUCUGGUUCUCAAUACCGGUCCUGUUUGCAGGCGUUACACUAUUUCUAAAUAUCCUGUCCUGAUGACCCGUCGAGCAAUCGAUCUAUUACUUGUCGUUGCGUACAGCUUAUCAGCUUCCAUCAGAUCUAUGCGAAAUAUGUCCACUUAUUUGCCUUCGCUGAUGCCGCUUAUGUCUCCUUGCAUUAUGCAUGCCUAUAGUUGCCACUUGAAGAAAAUGGUUUUCACCCCC
Messenger RNA from Coccidioides posadasii C735 delta SOWgp, 1498 nucleotides. The record is from RefSeq and is a predicted model, not a curated record. NCBI's taxonomy places the organism in Eukaryota, Fungi, Ascomycota, Eurotiomycetes, Onygenales, Onygenaceae.